UUGCCACGGUCAUGGGAAGUGCGCGCGCUGUCAUUUGCCUACGCCGUUGAAAUUUCGUUUGAGUUGCACGUUUCAGCGUUCACGUUCCAGUGUGGAUUUAUAAAUAGGACUUUCAUAGUUGGAGAACGUGAGCUCGACGUCCAGAUUUAGAUAUUUUGGAACAGAACUCGCGCUAAUAAUAAGUGUGAUGUAGACAGUGUUUCGCCCGAUCUCGCCUUUCGCUCUCAGUAGAGUGCGGUCUACUGCGUUUUGUGUUGCACACCGAGUGUUCUAACUGUCCAGUGGUCACGAUGGGUGACAUAUCGGAGCCAAUAAAAAAAUGCGUGCUCAUCUUGAAGUCAGCGAAAAGUGACACGGAAAAGUUCGCCGCUUUGUUCAUGGUGACGAAGCUAGUCAAGGGCAAAGAUUGCAACACGGCAGCCAAGAAGGCUCUAUUCGAAGCGAUAGGAUUUAAGUUUCUGAAGAAGUUACUCACCGGGAACAACGUAGAAGAUGACUGUCCGCCGUCCGUGUACAAAUCCGUGGCCUUAUCUAUCCUCACAUGCUUCUGCAACGAGCCCGAGCUGGCCACCCAUCCCGAAAUGCUGGCCAACAUACCCGUGUUCCUUGAUAUUGUGCAAACCUCUGACAACGAAGACUAUGAUGAUAACCUGAUUAUCAUAAGUGAGGCAUACACUUGCCUACAAUGCAUAGCAGAGCAGGAGGCUGGGCAAAAAGCUCUGAUAGAAGUCGGCGCCAUCACAAAAAUGUCUGAAAUUUACUCUCAUCAAAGCUUUCAAACCGACGAAGCUCUUAAUAUCCUUGUUAAAUUAGUAAGCCGCUAUGGACCUACAGCGUGGGGGAAUGACCCAAAACCGUUCCACGCAUUAGUGAAUAAGAUUGCACUAGAUUUCGCCACCGACCAAUCUGAACGUAAAUUCGAAUUAGCUACUAUAUUAAGUGCAUUACUAUACAGCUGUAACAAAACUACGGUCAUCCCAGGAUCAGGAGAGGAAACAUGGCCGCUCAGUAUUUACAAAGCUUUAUAUGAUAUCUUGACUAGUAAAAUCGGUAAGAACCAAAGAGAUCCCGCAUUGAAACUAGCGGCUAAUAUAAUCGAGCUGCUUGGAGUUGAAUGGACUUUCAAUGAUGAAGAAAAUCCAAAGAAAUUCUUCCUUUUACUCCUACAGCUGUGCGCUAUUGAAGUUAGAAUGCAACUUGAAGACAGGAGCUUUAAACAGGCUUUUGCAAAUGCCGAGUUGAUAACAGCUUGCUUCAUUGUGCUUGAACUGUCAAUUAACUAUAUGGGACAGGACCAACUAGACUUAGAACAAAAAGAAAAACAGUCCGUAUACACAAGUCUCAAAGGAGCUUUCAAUGCUGUAGUAUCAAUACUAACCAAAGUAUCCAACGACAAGAACAGGGAUAAACUUCCUGAUGCAGAAAAAGUUUUCAUAUGUGCAAUGGUUCGAGUUUUAGUCGCAUGGAUCGCCCAAGAAACAACAGCGAUGAGGGAACAAAUAUACGCUUUACUUCCCUUUAUUUUUACGUUGGCAAAUGAUUCUUUCCAUGCUUACAGAGCAAGGAAAUUGACGGAGAAAAACAAAGGGGAAGGUGAACCUAUGGAUUUGGACACCCCAUUGAUGGGCCAAAUUGACUUGCUACGUUUAAUGCUACCAGCACUUUGCCAUUUAGUCGUAGAAGAUAAAGCCAGAGACAUUGUUAUGAAUCUUAAACAAGAAGACAUAUUAUAUGAAGCGAUGAACUUCCACUGGUCUAUUGUACAUUAUAAGAAGCCACCUAUCCCUAAAUCGGAGAGGGGAAAAGCUAGAACUCAACCCGAACCGGAGUUGGACCCAAAGGUUUUGGAAGAUAUGAAAGAUUCUAGAGCAGCUAUGGUCAGCCUGUGCAACAUAUUCAUGAACUUAACAGUUUUAGAACCAAAAAUAGUCGAGAACAGCAUGUUAUUCAACACACUACUAAAAUUCAUAUUUAACAAUCUGCCAGAAUUAAAAAAUAUACCUGAAAAUCUUGUGUUACAUGGCCAUUUGGCUGUACUUGGGUUACUGUUACUCAAACAGCAAGCGAGUAAAGUAAAGAAGAAUGACUUUUCUAUAUGCAGAUACAUUCAAUCGACUAUUAGAUUCCUUUGGGAUGCAUACAAUGUUGAUGAGUCAAAUGAUCCAAGCGCAUUAGUCGUUUCUAUGACUUAUAAAGAGCACUGGAGUGAGAUUGCUGAUCUAUGGUUCCUUGGAAUGCAAACGUUAAGUGGAGUAUUGACUACUAUACCGUGGAUAUCCGAGUUUGCCAUAGAAAGUGGCUGGGCACAUGGCAUUGCAGAAAUGUUGACAAAAGUCAAGGUUGGCACUUUACCGCCAAACGUUAAGUCAGCGUUCGAAGACUUCCUAUGUAGACUAGUAGAUUCAAAUGAAAGUGCCAUCCCUGUUCUUAAGAAAGGUGGAGCUUUAAAAAUGUGCCGAAACCACAGGUUAAUGGAUUUGGGAAAGAAACUAUUCGGCGAUUAAACAAAACUUAAUUUUUGUGGUUUUUUUUUUAUACUUUUGUAUUAAUAAGAAAUGUCUUUGUUUUAUUUCACUGAAAGUACUUAAAGUCAGUAUUUGUCAAAUGAUUACAAUUUUUUCAUGUAUCUGUAAAUAUUUCUUUAAUUUUUUAUAAGUUUUUAAAAUGUUGCUGUCUAAAAUACCUAUCAAUACUUAAUCUGUUGUAAAAUAUGAAAAAUUAUAAUAAAUGGUGUUGCAUGAA
Messenger RNA from Maniola jurtina (meadow brown), 2742 nucleotides. It is a transcript of the gene Neurochondrin, whose product is annotated as neurochondrin homolog. The record is from RefSeq and is a predicted model, not a curated record. The transcript has a single exon. Gene Ontology annotation, cellular component: dendrite. Gene Ontology annotation, biological process: neuron projection development; regulation of neuronal synaptic plasticity. Bases 291 to 2504 code for a protein of 737 amino acids. Lineage: Eukaryota; Metazoa; Arthropoda; Insecta; Lepidoptera; Nymphalidae.